GCGAUCAACACCGCAAAGAACUAUCAGGAGUGGGCUAUCUAGGGCUCAUAGACGUAAACCAAGGUUAAUGUACCCUCCUCUAGCAUUGCACCAUGGCGUCGGUUUCUAACCCAGCCAGUUCCGGCCCGAACCGUCUCUACGCGUCGCCGCCAUGAGACACACUCCCGUUCUCGGCGCUGUCCUCGAGCUGUCGCUUCUGGUGGCUGCGGAUUGGCAGUUCAAGUCCCGAUCGGAUCUCGCUCCGCCGCGGUUGAACAUCACCAUCCCGGCCACCCGAGAGGUUGAAAAGGGGUACUUGUUUGUCUCUCCCUUCGCCGGCUAUCCCGAUACGCCCACGGAGCAGCACGGGCCUAGGCAGGCUGGCCCGUACAUCUUCCGCGACAAUGGCGACUUAGUCUGGUCCGGCUACGGCAUCUACAGCAUCUGGGCCACCAACUUCCAGGCUGGCCGCUGGCGGGGCAAAGAUAUCCUCUACAGCUUCGAGGGCGAUCACAACCCGGGCUACGGCCACGGCCACGGCCACGUCACCUUCCUCGAUAAUCAUUACGAGACCAUACGUGAACUUCGGGCCGGAAACCACAAGCUCAUUGACAAGCACGAGUUUCACAUCGUGAACCAGGAAACCGGCCUCGUCCAGAUCUAUCAGCCGGUCGCCCGCGACUUGGCAGCCUGGGGUGCGAGCCCACAGCAGCAGUGGAUUGUAAAUGCUAUCAUUCAAGAGCUUGACAUCGCUACUGGCAAGCUCCUCUUCGAGUGGGCAAGUCUGGAUCAUGUCUCACCUGAUGAAGCGAUUCUACCCAUCAACCCCGGCCAAGCUGGUUCUGGCUACAAUAGCUCGGACGCUUGGGAUUACUUCCAUAUCAACAGCGUUGACAAGGACGUCGACGGGAACUAUCUGAUAUCCGCACGAGACGCGUGCAGUAUUCACAAGAUCAACGGCACAGAUGGGGAAAUCAUAUGGAAAUUGAACGGGAAGGAUAGCUCCUUCAAGGUCCCUAAGAAUGCCGAGUUCUGCUUUCAGCACGAUGCGCGAUUUCUAAGCCAGUACGACGACGUCGAGGUCAUUAGCUUAUAUGACAACAGCGCACAUGGCACCGAACACGGUACCGGUUCCGAGGUCCACACUGCACCCACCAGCAGCGGAAAGAUCAUCAAGGUGAAUACUACCUCGUGGGAAGCCGAGUUGGUCCAGGCUUUCUUCCCUCCGGACGGCCUCCUCUCCAAGUCUCAGGGCUCUACCCGAAUUCUCCCCAACGGGAACGCCAUAGUGAACUGGGGCUCCUCCGGAGCAGUGACGGAGUUCCUCGCCAACGGUACACCCAUCUUCCACGCGUACCUGGACUCGGGCGAGCUUGGUAUUGGGGUCGAAAAUUACCGCGGCUUUCGCUACAACUGGACCGGCCUCCCGACCGAGGAUCCCGCCAUCGUGGCGCUCGAGUCCGACGAGGGUAUCACCGCUUACGUGAGCUGGAAUGGCGAUACCGAGACUAGGGCCUGGAGGUUCUACGCGCAAACCGACGAGAAGGGGUCGAGGAAGUUUCUCGGUGAGGUCGAGCGGGUCAGCUUUGAGACCUCUCUCCCAAUUGGCCACGAGAACAUCGCCGGAAUCGUCGCUGAGGCUAUCGGUAAGGAUGGAAGGUCGCUACGGACGACGGGGGUGGCUUUCGUCGAACCGGAAAUCCGCCCUAUUGAAAGUCUAUCAAAAAUUAUGAUCGGUGAAGCGGUUACCCAGAAGGCUAUUUUCAACUCGGAUGACAUGUAGGGGAAACAUGAAAUUUUGAAGUAUUUACAGCUUAAAAACGUAAAGCUUCGGAUGAGACCGUGGAGUUAUCACCUAUAUUAUGCGUCCG
Messenger RNA from Durotheca rogersii, 1850 nucleotides. Its product is annotated as ASST-domain-containing protein. The coding region runs from base 152 to 1762 and encodes 536 amino acids. The record is from RefSeq and is a predicted model, not a curated record. NCBI's taxonomy places the organism in Eukaryota, Fungi, Ascomycota, Sordariomycetes, Xylariales, Xylariaceae. The transcript has 3 exons.